AUGAGUUCAGGCUCCGCUAAGAACGGAUCAUCGUCGAGGUUGACUCAGGUGCCGUCCAACCAGUCUCUGCUGUUGGAGAAAGUGAAUGCUAGGACGUCGACCCCGGACUCCGAAGCGCUGGCCAGCUCUGAAGACGAAGGAGACCACCGCCACGAAACCUCUCAAACCCUUGUACAGCCCGCCAAGCCUGUCCGCCGAGCUUCUUGGUUGAACGAUACAUCUGCACCUCUUAGCCGACCUCGCAAGGGGUCAUUUGCGAGCAACUCAAUGUCUCCAACUACAUCACACCCCAGCACUCCAUCUAUUGAAACUGGAGCGGGGACCUGGGGAUCUCAUUCCACUUCCUCAACAAUGGGUCGCACGCCAGGGUCCAACUUUCAUUGGGGAACUGGUAUCUGGAAUAAUCCAGACCGCAAAGACCCGCCGUUGAGACUCAGCGAGGUUCUUCCGUCUCCCACCUCAACUGUACCUCCUGGAGCUGGAAACAACUCUUUCUUUGGCCCAGAUUCUUCGAGCCUAACACCAAAUUCCGCAGCCGCGCGUGAGCCAGGCACCAAUUCGCAGAUUCCUUUCCCCAUUCCACUCCAUCCCACGCCAAAAACCUACCGCUCGCAGUCGUAUUCUGCUGGGCAGCUGGAUCCUGAAAUGUCACCAAGCACUGGAAUGGGCUCCUCCACCGUCAUAGGUCGAGCUCGUUAUCCUGCUCUUCAACAUCGGCCUUCACGCCCCAGCAUGCUGAGCGAGAUGUCGAGCGACAACAUGUUGGGAAAAGUCAAAGAAGUGGAAGACGACGACGACGAAAACUCAUCUGAAUCCCUCCAAGGCUCUUUCCACCAGAGCGCUGAAGCUAAAGCUAUCGAGAUGCUUGCGCGAGAGAAUGCCAUGCUUAGGCAGCAACAACAGGCUCAACAGCAACAGCAGUACGGUUCAAGGAUUCGACAACGAGGUGCUCCCGGUUCUUAUCAUGGCAACGGAUAUCCCCUUCGAGAGUAUGUUCCAGAAGAAGCGGAUUAUGCCAUUGAUGAGCUUGACGAAACAAACGACGGUGAGGGCAUGGGCAGGCGGCCUGCUGAUAGGAGAAUGAGCGAGUUUGGCAUGUCAGGCCCAUACCGCAAUCCCAUGGGCUUUGAUGGACGGAAAGAGAUUUCCAACUUGAAGAAGGCCCUUUGGUCUAGCUCUCCAAGUUACUUUGCAAAUGAUCUUUCCCAGAGUAGACGCCACUCCUUUGCCAAUAUGCCCACACGACAGGGAUCCAUCAGCUCGAUUGCCGAUUCCGUUGCUACACUGGAGGCCCCAAAUCCUGAUCUCCAGAUGAACCAGGGCUAUCCGUCCGGCUAUCCAGACAGCUCAGCUUUUGGAGGCGCGAGUAAUCCUAACUUCUUCCCCGGAGGCGGUAACAUGGCGGGUUCUAUGCCGUCGGGAUUCACCAAUCCAUUCGCUUCCCCAUUUGGAAUGCACGGUCAAUUUUCUGCUAAUCGCCCGCCGUCUCCUCAUCGUAACGUGUACAGUGUGGGCCAACCAAGGCACAAUCAGCUUUUACACGUCGUCCUAUUCAAGUGUGCCAGAGCAGACGUAUUCUACAUCCAAGAAGGCACUGGGCUUACCGUCAAGCCUGGAGACCUUGUCAUUGUCGAGGCUGAUCGAGGCACCGACCUAGGAACCGUUGCACGAGACAACGUCGACUGGCAAACGGCCAAGGAGCUCAAAGAACAUUAUGCAGAGGAGCAAUACAAAUGGUUAAUGAUGUAUUCCCAAAAUGCGGCUGCCGCACAGGAAGGUUCAGGUGCCGGCCUCUUGGCUUCGUCCAAUGGCCUCCAGGGCAGCGCAAUUGGCGGUAUGGGUCCACCAAAUCAACACCAUAUGCAAGAGCCCAGUGCUGGCGAGCUUCGCCCCAAGCUCAUCAAGCGUCUCGCCCAGAACCACGAGAUUCAUUCUCUACGCGACAAGGAAGGCCAGGAGGCCAAGGCAAAGAGAGUAUGCAUGCAAAAGGUCAAGGAACACGGCCUAAACAUGGAGAUUCUCGACGCUGAGUUCCAAAUGGACUGGAAGAAAUUGACCUUUUACUACUUUGCUGAUUCCUACAUCAACUUCAACUCACUUGUCACGGACCUCUUCAAGAUUUACAAGACUCGCAUCUGGAUGUCCGCUAUCAACCCGGCAUCAUUUGCCAGCCCUACCUUGGGGAUCCAAGCGCCGAGCGGGGUUGGACCUGGUGCCGUUGGUGUUGGUCGCGGAGCAAAUCCAAAUGAACGUCGCCCGAACCAAGUCUCGCAACAGGAACAGCAAUCACAGCUUUUCGCUGGCGCUGCACAACAAGCUCGGGGGCUGCGAUCUGGCUAUCCCCAGUCUCAAUUGGGCACAGAUAGGCCGGCUCCUGCGGCCACUGGAUUUCCGCCUCCCAACUACGCAUAUGGAUCUGCAGGUGCUUUUGGGAAUGCUCGAAUGAAUAAUGGCGGCGCAUACACCUUGGGCGUGAACCAGGGCGCCGAUGCCUUUGCCGGUGCUGGGUUCCCACACUCGGGCGAUCUCCAGUCAAUUCACCAGCGAUUUCCUACCUCUCAAACCAUGACACCCCCUGGGCAGCAACCCCAGGGCGUGAAUGCAAUGUCACCUCCUGGCGACUGGACAGCCAGUUUCCAAGGUCUAUCACUCAACACUCACUAA
Messenger RNA from Trichoderma atroviride IMI 206040, 2664 nucleotides. RefSeq lists its product as uncharacterized. Lineage: Eukaryota; Fungi; Ascomycota; Sordariomycetes; Hypocreales; Hypocreaceae. The record is from RefSeq and is a predicted model, not a curated record. Gene Ontology annotation, cellular component: cytoplasm.